AUGAGUUACACCACGAAGGUAGUCCAGGUGACGAACGUCUCGCCGAGCACGACGUCGGAGCAAAUGAGAACGCUUUUCGGCUUCCUUGGAACCAUCGAAGAACUAAAAUUAUUUCCCCCAGAUGAUUCUCCUAUGCCUGUGACGUCUCGCGUGUGUUUUGUGAAGUUCCAGGAACCAGAGUCUGUUGGCGUGUCCCAACAUCUGACCAACACCGUAUUUGUGGACCGAGCACUGAUCGUGGUCCCGUUUGCCGAAGGAUCCAUCCCGGAUGAGGCCAAAGCGUUAUCCUUGCUGGCGCCGGCCAAUGCCGUUGCGGGUAUCCUGCCCGGAGGUGGACUUCUCCCUACACCAAACCCCAUGCCCAAUCCUGCCAUUGGCGCCAACCCGUUUGCUGGACUCAAUAUGGAUGCGAUGGCUGCGUUUGGAUUCCCUGGACCUAACAUGAAUCCCCAGGCUGCCGACCAGCUGCUGAAGCUCAUGACGGAUCCUCAGCUCAAUCCGUUGGCGGCCGGCUUGAACUUGAGCGCUGGCCUCAAAGCGGACGCCGCCAAUAAGGAAAUGGAAGAAGCUAUGAAGAGAGUGCGAGAGGCGCAGUCGCUCAUUUCUGCUGCCAUAGAACCCGGAAAUGAUAGCCGGAAGAAGCGCUCCCGGUCCCGAUCCAGGAGGAGGCGCUCCCGAUCCAGGUCGAGGCGCAGGCGAAGCGGCAGCAGGUCCAGGCGGCGCUCCGUCUCCAGAAGCAGGCGGCGCUCCAAAAGCCCUCGAAGGAGGCGCAGCCGCUCCAGAGACAGAGGGAGGCGCUCCAGGAGCAGAUCCAGAGAUCGUAAGAAGGAAGAUACGGUGAGGAGGAGGUCCAAAACCCCACCCAAGAGUUACAGCACUACUAGGAGGUCUCGCAGUGUAAGCAGGAGACGCAGGAGGAGUCGCAGUGCCAGCCGCUCCCCCAAGAAGUCACCCAAGAAGAGGAGUUCCAGAACUCCGUCUCCUCGCAGGCACAAAAAGGAGAAAAAGCGCGACAAGGAGCGAGAGCGCCGUAGCGACAAAGACAGGGGACGAGAAGAGAGGGAGCGCUCCACCAGCAAAAAGAAGAGAAGCAGAGACAAGGAGAGGGAAAGGGACCGGGACAGGAAGUCUGAUGGACUAGACAAGGGAGAUACCAAGAUCACGAGGGAUUACGAUGAAGAGGAGCAGGGCUACGACAGCGAGAAGGAGCGGCAGGAAAGAAAGGCGUCCGACUACUCGGACUCCGAAUAUCCGCCCCAAUUCGCCGAAGGCAACGGCGACUCGCAGCAGGCCAAUGGCGACGAUGAAGACGCCGACGCUCGCGAGGAUGACAUGGACGUCAGCGACUGA
Nerophis lumbriciformis (worm pipefish) is the source of this 1350-nucleotide messenger RNA. The record is from RefSeq and is a predicted model, not a curated record. NCBI's taxonomy places the organism in Eukaryota, Metazoa, Chordata, Actinopteri, Syngnathiformes, Syngnathidae.